Molecule: messenger RNA, 363 nt
Organism: Aphanomyces astaci
Lineage: Eukaryota; Oomycota; Saprolegniomycetes; Saprolegniales; Verrucalvaceae
Exons: 3
Coding region: 1-363 (120 amino acids)
Source: RefSeq, a predicted model, not a curated record
AUGGCGUAUUGGUAUAUCCACUUGGCACAAGUUCAGAUAACCAACACCUCAGGGCGGGAUGUUCCAAGCUCAAAGUACCUCCGAAUGAUCGAGCACCAGGAAGCUGUGAUCGACCAGUUAAUCGACCACACAAAAACAAUGUCCGAACGUCUUCGAGACGUCGAGCGACAGUGGAAGUCCAUGAUGCGGAGCUGCGUUGCCUACAUGCUUUUGUUUUCCGACAACCACGAUGUGGACGAGAGUGCGGCGACCUACCCGCGGUGCGUCGGCAUCGUCAACGGGUCCGUCGAGCGCAAGCUACGCGCUCUUUACAAGAAAGGGGAGCUGGAUGUGCUCAUUGUCGAAUUUAAUGCUCGCGUCUAA